This is a messenger RNA of Ixodes scapularis (black-legged tick), 525 nucleotides long. RefSeq names its product glycine-rich protein 23-like. NCBI's taxonomy places the organism in Eukaryota, Metazoa, Arthropoda, Arachnida, Ixodida, Ixodidae. The transcript is spliced from 2 exons. Bases 1 to 525 code for a protein of 174 amino acids. The record is from RefSeq and is a predicted model, not a curated record.
AUGGCUACCGUCCUGCUCCUCGCCACAGUCUGUUGCGUGCUCUCCGAUGUCCUCGGCGGCGGCUUCGGCGGUGGCGGCUUCGGCGGAGGUGGCUUCGGCGGGGGUGGCUUCGGCGGCGGUGGCUUCGGCGGCGGAGGUGGCUACGGAGGAGGCGGCUUUGGCUCCGGACUGGGUUUCGGGAGCGGCAGCGUCCAGACGUACGCCGCAGGCCCCACGUACUUGGUCAAACCCACGCACGGAGGUGGCGGCUUCGGAGGCGGCGGCUUCGGUGGCUUCGGCAGUGGAUUUGGCGGAGGCUACGGCGGCGGCGGCUUCGGAAGUGGCUUCAGCGGUGGCUACGGGGGUAUGGGUGGCGGUGGAGGCUUCGGACAUGGGUCUGGAUCCAAGGUCAUCGUGAUCAAGGCUGGCAACGGUGGUGGAGGCUACGGUGGUUUCGGUGGUGGUGGUUUCGGAGGCGGUGGAUUCGGAGGUUUCGGCGGUGGCCACGGUGGACUCGGGGGUGGCAUGUCCUCCGGUUGGUGGUGA